Molecule: messenger RNA, 1868 nt
Organism: Microtus ochrogaster (prairie vole)
Lineage: Eukaryota; Metazoa; Chordata; Mammalia; Rodentia; Cricetidae
Gene: Btg1
Product: BTG anti-proliferation factor 1
Biological process (GO): negative regulation of cell population proliferation
Cellular component (GO): nucleus; cytoplasm
Source: RefSeq, a predicted model, not a curated record
AAAAUGAGCUGCACGGCGGCGGCAGCUCUUCGCCCCUCGGAGCUGGAAAUGCAACUCUUGGGAUCUUCGGAGGCUACCGAGCUGGAGGCGGAGGCGGCUGGGGAGGUCCGAGCGAUGUGACCAGGCCGCCAUCGCUCGUCUCGCUCUCCGUCUCUCUCCUGCCGCCGCCUGACUUGAAAAUAACUUUUUUACUCUAAAAGAAAGAAAAAAAAAAUCCCCUAGAACCAGUAGCCGUCCGCGCCUCGCGCCCUCGUUUCCCCCCUCGGCCGUCGGGUCUGGGCGGGAGCCCGGGGUGGCCGCUCCGCCGUCGGGGCCGCGCCGCCGAGCCCCGGCCGCCCCGGGCCACCCCCGUCCGCCGCCCCCAUGCAUCCCUUCUACACCCGGGCCGCCACCAUGAUAGGCGAGAUCGCCGCCGCGGUGUCCUUCAUCUCCAAGUUCCUCCGCACCAAGGGGCUCACGAGCGAGCGACAGCUGCAGACCUUCAGCCAGAGCCUGCAGGAGCUGCUGGCAGAACACUACAAACAUCACUGGUUCCCAGAAAAGCCGUGCAAGGGAUCAGGUUACCGUUGUAUUCGCAUCAACCACAAGAUGGAUCCUCUGAUUGGACAGGCAGCCCAGCGGAUUGGACUGAGCAGUCAAGAGUUGUUCAGGCUUCUCCCAAGUGAACUCACACUCUGGGUUGACCCCUACGAAGUGUCCUACCGGAUUGGAGAGGAUGGCUCCAUCUGUGUGCUGUAUGAAGCCUCACCAGCAGGAGGUAGCACUCCAAACAACAGCUCCAAUGUGCAAAUGGUAGACAGCAGAAUCAGCUGUAAGGAGGAACUUCUCUUGGGCAGAACAAGCCCUUCCAAAAACUACAAUAUGAUGACUGUAUCAGGUUAAGAUAUAGUCUAUGGAUGGAUCAUCUUAUAAUGGAUGGAUAAAUUUGAUUUUUUGCUUUGGGUGGGCUCCUCUUGGGGAUGGAUUAUGGAAUUUAAACCAUGUCACAGCUGUGAAGAUCUGGCACAAGAUAGAGUGGUAAUAAUUUUUUUGUUUUUUUGUUUUUUUAAGGGACAGUGCCGUAGUUUGGACAGUACCUUUCAGUGAUUUCAGUAGCCUGUGAGUCUAAGGAAGGAUCACUUUAUUUGCUAGGGAGUGAAGUCACAGGGUGGUGUUUCAGUCUCUCCCAGACCUUUAUACCCAGUUUAUCACAUCAGUCCCUCUAAGGAAAAUCUGUAUUUCGAAGAACCUUCCCCUCCAGUCAAUCUCGCAGGGGAAUUUUGCACUAUUACACUUGAAAGUUAUCAGUAACUUUUUUGGCAGCUCAAUUGGAAAGCUCAGUGCUUUGAGCAUGAUAGUACUGGAAAUUUUACACGGAGACUUUUACCUAGCACUUAACAUGUAUAAAUAAAUGUACAUAAGGACAAACUAGUGCGCAUGGCCCCGGGGAAAAUGGUCAGACCUUGUAUUGUGUUUUUGGCUUUGACAGUAGCAAGUGACCAGAAUCUGCCGUGGCAACAGGCUUUUUAAAAGACCCUUAAAAAAAAAAAAAGACACUGUCUCAACUGUGGUUGUUAGCACCAGCCAGCCCUCUGUGCAUUUGCUAGCUUGUAGUUUUCUAAGACUGAGUAAACUUCUUAUUUUUAGAAAGUGGAGGUCUGGUUUGUAACUUUUCCUUGUACUUAAUUGGGUAAAAGUCUUUUUUUUCCACAAACCACCAUCUAUUUUGUGAACUUUGUUAGUCAUCUUUUAUUUGGUAAAUUAUGAACUGGUGUAAAUUUGUACAGUUCAUGUAUAUUCAUUGUGGCAAAGUUGUACAGAUUUCUAUAUUUUGGAUGAGAAAUUUUUCUUCUCUCUAUAAUAAAUUGUUUCUUAUCUUGGCAUUUUAA